UGAUUUCCAUGCCGGCAAUCCAAACAGACACUUUGAAAUCAUUCAUUCAUAAUGUCAACACGCACCGAAAAGUUCCAGCGCAAGCCACGCGAUCCUACCUCUGAUCUAUCAGAAGCUGCAGAAGCUGAAGAAGUCCUAAGAUUUCCACCCGAAGAAGAAGCUGUGUGUAUCUUCAUACCCUUUCGCAGUGCGCGGCUCCAUUUCAUUUACUUAAUGCUAAUAAUAUAAAUGAUAGUCUCUCCUCGCUGAAUCUAACACACUUAAAGCUACCGCAAAUGAUUUAUUUUCUAAGAAAUCUUACAAAGGAGCUAUCGAUACAUAUGAAAGCGCACUAUCAACUUGUCCGAAAUAUUUAGAAUACGAAAGGGCGGUAUUGAAGAGUAAUGUGGCGGCCUGUCAUUUGAAAUUAGAUGAGUGGAAGGAGGCUGCCAAAGCAAGUUCAGAAGCUUUAGAAGGGCUGGAAAGAUUGCAGAAAAAAGAGGCAGAGGAGAAAGAUGGGGAUGGAGAUAAAGGCGCAAAGAAAGAGGAGGUGAAGGAAGAGGAAGAGGCAGAUGAGGAAAUCAUAAGUGAGGGAGCUACAAAAGCGGAGGAUACGAGAGGAAAAGAUAUUGAUGAUGCGAAAGAGACUCGAGCAAAGGAUAUUGAGAGGAUAAAAGCGAAAGCUUUGAUGAGGAGGGCGAGGGCUAGAAGUGAACAGGAUGGAUGGUCUACUCUAGCUGGUGCUGUGGAAGGUACAGUAUUUUAUUCCAUUCUUUGAUUUCCCAGUCGGCCGUUCAGGCUCGUAUUAACAUUUCGAACCCGAAAUAUAGACUACAAACUCCUCUCAACCUUUACCAACCUCUCUGCCGUCGACCGAAGAACAGUUCAAACACAGCUUCGCCUUUUACCACCCAGAAGUAAAGCGGCCCAAGACCGAGAAAUGGGAGAAAUGAUGGGAAAAUUAAAGCAGGUUAGUUUGAUUAAUUUUUGUAAGUCUUAUUUCUUUUUAUUCAUAAAAGCUUACGGUUUGGAUACGAUACUGUAGUUCGGAAAUGGAAUAUUAAGUCCAUUUGGAUUAUCUACAGAUAAUUUUCAAAUGGUUAAGGAUGAGAAGACUGGUGGGUAUAGUAUGAAUUUUAAUCAAGGUGGGAAUUCAUGAUUUCGAUUAUUGGUCGAUGCCCAAAAAUCGAAACUUGGUGAUACUAUUAUACCAAGAGGAUCAAGGCUGCAUCAUGAUCAUCGAUCGAUCACAGGAGCAUAUUGAGUGGAGUUCGGGCCAUACCGAGGUAUUACAUCCAUGCAUUUUCCAGUAGUCUAGAUCUAGAUGUUACUGGAAUGUACGAGGAUACUUGUUUUUGAGAACAGCCCUGGUACCCCGUCACAACAAAGCUCAAACAAAUAUGAUGAAUGACUCCAGACAUGCUUCAAUGUGCUUCGGGAACCAUUUGAGAACAGGAAUAUAAU
Molecule: messenger RNA, 1443 nt
Organism: Sclerotinia trifoliorum
Lineage: Eukaryota; Fungi; Ascomycota; Leotiomycetes; Helotiales; Sclerotiniaceae
Source: the annotation of a GenBank genome assembly